AUGUCCGCGCUCUCAGCCCCCUCGUGGCAGCUCACGCUGGGGUUGGCCGAAUCCAGCGGCGCCUUCAUCGGGACAUGCGAUCGGGCGAGCGGCACUUGCUUCAUCGACAUCACCCGAGAACAUCAAGACUGCCGGGCAGACAUCGCCGAAGAUGUAGCCAACUUGUUCAAGCUCGGCCUGCCGCGCGUCUUCAACGUCACCUGCUCCACGGAGCCCGCCAAAGCUUGCCCGUGGGACGGCCACGAGUGCAGCUGGACCAACAGGCCCGUGCAGCGCGCGCACUGCCGCACCAAGAUCCGAGGGAACUGGGAAGGGUUUCCCUUUCUUACGCGCGGCAACAUCGGGUUCCUCGUCGAGGAGAGCGGUGUUUCGAUGGCGAAGCUCAGUUGGCUCGCCAAGAAUGCUGGACGAACUUGA
Messenger RNA from Purpureocillium lilacinum, 417 nucleotides. RefSeq lists its product as uncharacterized. NCBI's taxonomy places the organism in Eukaryota, Fungi, Ascomycota, Sordariomycetes, Hypocreales, Ophiocordycipitaceae. The record is from RefSeq and is a predicted model, not a curated record.